GGAGGUGGCGCAGGCACUGCAGGAGAACGCUUUCAACCCCAACAGCCAACAUUCUCCCACUAUCCUCCCCCACCAUCCACCCCAUCAAUGCAGGGAGGCGGAGCAGGCGCUACAGGAGAGCCCUUGGUGGGCCCCAUGCCGCCCGCCCUCGCUGCAGAGGCGCUUUCAACCCCAGCAGCCAACACCGUACCCAAUAUCCUCCCCGUCUCCCCAUCGUCCCCCCAUCGUCCCCCCAUCAUCCCCCCAUCGUCCCCCCAUCGCCCCCCCAUCCACUGCCCCCCAUCCUCCUCCCCAUUGUCCCUGCAUCCACCCCCCAUCGUCCUCCCCAUUGUCCUUGCAUCCUCCCCCAUUGUCCUCCCCAUUGUCCCUGCAUCCUCCCCCCAUGGUCUCCCGCCCCUCCCCCAAUCACUGCAGAGAGGCGGAGCAGGCACUACAGGAGAGCCCCAUUUGUGGGCCCCAUGCCGCCUGCCCUCGCUGCAGAGGCGCUUCAUUCCCCUUCAACAUUAUAUUGAUCACCCCAAUCCCUCACCAUCCACCCUAUCACUGCAGGGAGGCGGAGCAGGCGCUACAAGAAAGCCCCUUUGUGGGCCCCAUGCCCCCCGCCCUGGCUGCUGAGGCCGAGCAGGCGCUACAAGAGAGCCCUUUCGUGGGCCCCAUGCCACCCGUCCUUGCUGCAGAGGCUGCCAACGCCACCCAGGCGGAGAAAUACGAGGAGGUGGAGCGCAUUCUGGACCUGGAGCUCACGGCGUACGCCAUUCUGGGGGUCACGGCUGCUGCUGGCGACGGCGAGAUCAAGAAGCGCUACUGGAAAGCAUCGCUGCUGGUGCAUCCGGACAAGUGCAGCCACCCGCGCGCGCAGGAGGCGUUUCUGAGGCUCAACGAUGCAGUGAAUCGACUCAAGGACCCCGCCAAGAGAUCGGUGGUGGACGCAGAGAUUGCAGCCAGGGAGGAGCGCAAAGAAAUGGAGGCGGAGCUGAGGGCGCUGAGGGAGGCGGCAGAGUGGCGCAAGCUCAGAGGCGAGGCCCUGCCCGGGGACGACGAGCUGCUGGGGACGGCGAAGCGGGAGGGCGUGGAGCGCGAGACGUGGAUGACGGAGCUGCCACCUGAACGACAGGCGGGCCCGCCAGCUCAGACCAACACGUUCUUCAGUCGCAGUGGCAAGGUGGGCCGGGGCGACACGUCAGCAUGGACCGACAACCCCGAGCAGCGGGCUGCCAGAGCCAAGCAACAGUACCUGGAGGCCUAUUCGUCUGCUGCAAAUGCGCUGGAAGGCCCUUCUGCUGACUCAGCCGCCACCCUGCAGUCACUACAGGACAAGCGCACGGCGGCACUAGUGGACAACCUUGCCGCCCAAAAACAAGCCGUUUCAUUGGUGGAGCAGCACCGGAAGAAACAGGCCGAGGAGGGCAAGAAAAAGACGAAGGGGAAGGAGAAGGGGAAGGGGAAGGGAGAGGGUGUGGGGAAAGGGGAAGGGGUGAGUGAGAGAGGGGGAGGUGGGGAGGCUGGGUGGCGGAUGUGGGAUAGGGAGAAAGAUCUAGAGGUGAAACCCAAGGCCAUGAAGUGGACGGCAGACGGCAUGGCUCAGGGCCUCUCCGGGCGGUUCUCAGGCGCACAGUCAGGCAGCCGAAAGUUUUUGUAA
Molecule: messenger RNA, 1639 nt
Organism: Closterium sp. Naga37s-1
Lineage: Eukaryota; Viridiplantae; Streptophyta; Zygnematophyceae; Desmidiales; Closteriaceae
Source: the annotation of a GenBank genome assembly